Naegleria lovaniensis is the source of this 480-nucleotide messenger RNA. RefSeq lists its product as uncharacterized. The record is from RefSeq and is a predicted model, not a curated record. The transcript has a single exon. Gene Ontology annotation, cellular component: ribosome; cytosolic large ribosomal subunit. The coding region runs from base 1 to 480 and encodes 159 amino acids. Gene Ontology annotation, molecular function: structural constituent of ribosome. Lineage: Eukaryota; Heterolobosea; Eutetramitea; Acrasida; Naegleriidae. Gene Ontology annotation, biological process: translation.
AUGCCUCACAGUUUCGGUUAUCGUGCUAGAACAAGACACACCUUUGCUAGACCAUUCAGAGCUCACGGUCUCUUGGCAAGCAAGUUCUUCUUGACCAACUUCAAGCUCGGUGAUUAUGUUACCGUCAAAGUAAACAGCAAUGAACACAAGGGUAUGCCACACAGAACCUAUCACGGAAAGACUGGUAGAGUCUGGAACGUUACUCCAAGAGCUGUCGGUGUUGAAAUCAACAAGACUGUCAGAAACAGAAUUAUCAAGAAGAGAUUCCACGUCAGAAUGGAACACGUUGUGAAGAGCAAGUGUCGUCAAGAUUUCUUGGAAAGAUGUAAGCUCAAUAAUGCCAUUGCUCUUGCAAACAAGACCUCUGAAAAGAAGAAGAAGUUCAUUAAGAGACUCCCAGCUCAACCAAGACCUGGUUUCACUUUGAAGCUUGAAAACGUUGUUGACGUUAUUCCACCAGAAUUCGUUGAAACUGCUUAA